AUGACAUCCGUUGAGAAAAACACCAAAAAAACUGUGAAGCUGAAUGUUGGAGGUGUCUAUUUCAAGACUUCUCUAUUAACCCUGACAAAGGACCCAGAUUCAAUGUUGGCAGCCAUGUUUUCUGGUCGAUUUGAAGAGAAUCUAGAUGAAGAUGGCUCAUUCUUCAUUGACCGGGAUGGAGAUCUCUUCAGGUAAACUGAAUGGUUCGGUUUAAUUUGAAUAAUUUGAUUCCAAUAUUGAGUGUGUGUGUCCAAGGGGCAAGGGGGGGGGUUACUCCUGGGAAUUCGUGGUGUGUGUGUCCUGCCUGGGUGUCUGAAUUCUGACUCUAUUUCAGACCAAUGUCAUUAUUAAAACCCAUUUUCAGACCUGGCCUCUAAGAAACACUGUGAUCAUUACUUAGAUUACAACAGCAAAAAAAAAAAAGGGAUUCUUAAAAUCCCUUUCGAAUUUGCAUAUUAGUCAUUUGGAACUGCAUUGGUAAAUAUAUUCAUAUCCCGUGGAUCCCUUAAAAACCAUACCGGAUUCCAGGCCAAAAUAGGCAAAGUCUAAACCCGUUAAGACCGAAAUGCUGUAAAGACCCCACCCUUUGGGGUGGUACAUAGCUAUAUGGCUUAUAUAGGGGAGUCCCCCCCUCCUGGGGGGGUGUACUUGAACCUCAGGUGUGAGAGAUUGUAACCCAUAUUUGAGUUGAUUAUGUCCUGCUCAGCCUAAAUCAUUAGACCUUAUUCAAUAAUAGAUGAAUAAACAGUUCAUUCAAUCAAUCAAUCAAUCAAUCAAUCAAAAUUCGAUUCCCGUGACUUGGAGUUGAAGGGAUUAAAGAUUUAGAUUUAGAUUAGAUUUGAUUGAUAUUUUUGGGAAUGCACAAACAACAUAAAGUCUCGCUCCAGGGUGAUACAAAUCUGUUUGUCAAUUUUUUUAGUGACGUUUUUGCCCCAUUAAAAAAAUAAUCAGUCAAUCAAUCAAUCAAUUAAUAAUGCAACUCCUUGUGUCCUCAACUACCGGACGUAUAACAGUGAAACUCCUUAAAUCACUUACAUUUAAGAUGAUCCAGUCUUUCCUAGUGCUUUAAUCUAACAUUUUGAUUCGGAUCCUAUUGCUUUGUUUUGUCAAGUUGUUACUUUUUAUACCAAGGCAUUAAAAGUAACCAAAUUGAUUUUUCAGCUUGUCCUCAGUUUAAUGAAUAGGAAAUACCUAUUUUCCAGAAGCUGUAACUUGCCUUUUUUGCUAUUGGGUACAUGUAUAUUGCUUUACCAGUUUACUGUGCCAUCCUAAAAGUGCAGCACCACUCUUGUUUCUGGUUAAAACGGUGCACGUGGUGCGCGUUUACUUUUGAAUUCUAUUAAAUAUUUUAUGGCUCUCAGAGUUUAAAGGGAGGAAAAGGUAACAACAUGAAAACCACUAGUGGCCCUUUUUCAGAAAGAAUACAACACUCAAAAGUCUUUAGAAGUAGAUAUUUCUCAAACAGUGACCAUAAACCUUGGACUUGUUAUCCUAAUAUUUGGUUGAGUUAAGACUUUGGAUUGGCAGGGCCCAGUUCAAUUACCAUCCACACCAACACUCGGGGUCUUCCUAAUUGUAAUAGUGCUGCAUACAUUUCACCCCUGCAAAUGGUUAGACAUUGUAGUCUGCUCAAAAGACUGUCUCAUAGCAGAUUUAUCGGAUCAUGUGUUUUACGGGGGGGGUCUCGAUUGAUGUAUCGGCCGAUAUCUCGGUCGACUGUUGAUUGACAUAUCGGCCGCUAUGUCUGUCGAGAUUCGGUCGAGUAUCGCCCUAUUUGUCGAUCGUGAGUCGGUCGAUAUAUCGGCCGAGUGGUGUUUCCUGUCGGUCGACAGAUCGACCGACAGUCGGUCGUGAUAGCAUCGGUAGUGUGUCGGCAAUGUAUCGGUGAAUUGUCGAUCGAGUAUUGGUAAGGUAUCGGUGGUGUAUCGGUAUUGAGAAAAUGAGCCGACACUCAUCCUUCCUAUUAAGGUAUGAGGCCGCGGGCCAAAACUGAUUUAGUCUCUUUUGACCUCUGGAGUGAUAAUCGUGAAAUGAUUAAUAUCUCUGUCUGCGCCUUAGUUUUGACAUAUUAUUCUCUUUAUGUCUGGUAACAGGUACAUACUCAACUACCUCCGCAAUGGGGAGCUGUUGUGCUGUGAAGAGACUUUGAAUAGGAUAAAACGCCAACUUUUUGCCGAGGCAUUGUUCUUUAAUUUGGAGGGACUGAUUGACAAACUGUCCCCUGUGCCAAAAAUAUUCACAGAAUCCUCAAUAAUAACCAGCCGUGACGAAGAGAAUACCCUGCUACCCUGGAUUACAGAUUUUCCGGGCGAUACCCGAUGGCAUCUUUUGUACAAAGCAACCAGGGAUGGAUGGAACCCAGAGAAUUUUCAUGAGAAGUGCGAUGGAAAGUGUCCAACUCUUGUUGUCAUCAAGAGUGACGACAAUGUCUUGGAGGUUACGCAGAGAAACCAUGGUUCACACGGAAGUUAUAAACGAAGUAAAAUUAGUUCCACCUGUUUUCUCUAAAACGUUAUUUAAGGUAGUACAUUCCCCCAGAAAACGAAAUUUUCAAAAGAACAUUUAAACAGGAAAAUGGUCAAAUGUAGCCACCCCUCCCACCCCCUUCUUGAUCCCCCUCCUGAAUAUACAGGGUCAAGUACCAUUUUUUGUAACCUUAGUUUGAAUUUUAUUUUUAUUUUCGUUCCUUAAAAUUUCAGCUUCUGAGCGCAGUACUUUGA
This is a messenger RNA of Porites lobata, 2720 nucleotides long. NCBI's taxonomy places the organism in Eukaryota, Metazoa, Cnidaria, Anthozoa, Scleractinia, Poritidae. The record is from the annotation of a GenBank genome assembly.